Megachile rotundata (alfalfa leafcutting bee) is the source of this 456-nucleotide messenger RNA. RefSeq lists its product as uncharacterized. NCBI's taxonomy places the organism in Eukaryota, Metazoa, Arthropoda, Insecta, Hymenoptera, Megachilidae. The record is from RefSeq and is a predicted model, not a curated record.
AUGUAUAAAAGUAAAGCCAAUAAAAAAGUUUUAUUAUUCAGCUCAAAACAUCGCAAUGUAGGAAUUGCAAAAAAUGAAAAACGUGUCCUAGAAACUAUAUCCUUUUAUAAUAAUACUAAGUAUGGAGUCGAUAUACUGGAUCAAAUAGCGCGAAAAUAUAGUACCAAAGCAGGUUCCCGCAGAUGGCCCGUUCACGUGUUCUACAACAUUCUAGAUUUGGCAGCAAUCAAUGCUUGGGUCAUAUAUAAAGAUGUGAUUCAAGUACAAAUAUCAAGAAAAGAAUUUCUUUUGCAACUGGCGGAAGAAUUAAGCGGCAAUUACGAUAAUGAAGCCAAAAGCAAAAUAGGUAUACAACCAACCUCCGGCAAUCUAGUGUUAAGCAACACUAUUGGCAAUCAGUACAACCAAUCAGAACAGUUUCCACAUCUUCUAGCUUUUCUUAGUUUUCCUCCUUAA